Molecule: messenger RNA, 428 nt
Organism: Magallana angulata
Lineage: Eukaryota; Metazoa; Mollusca; Bivalvia; Ostreida; Ostreidae
Exons: 4
Coding region: 33-428 (131 amino acids)
Source: RefSeq, a predicted model, not a curated record
AAAACAAAGGAAAUCAUUCACAGGAUUUUAACAUGGAAAAAUCUACAGCCGUCGUGAGUUUUUCAAAAGCCAAUGCACAACUUCAUAAAACCAUUGCUGAAACAGUGAUAGGAGAAAUAACACAUCAUUAUAUAUCCCUUAGUGGGGUCCGCAAUGUCUCUUCAGUUGAACUAGCUUCAAAGGUCUGCUUUGUUUUCGUGGACCAGAAUGAGAGAAACAUAAUAUUAGAAACAAAGGUGGAUAUUUCUAAAACUAGGUCCGACUUUGUUGAGAAUCUUGUAAGACAAGGUAGAACGCACGUGAUUGUCAUUUAUUGUCAGCAUGAGGAAUCUCGUGACUUGGACACGUUGUUUCACAGAGGUCUUGGAAACAUCAACGAGCAUGAAACACUGAGACAAUUACAGAGACAGAAUUUUAAAAUAUCUUAG